UCUCAAUCCACCAAUGAGGAAUUCCCAAACUGUGAGGGGCGGGAAACACGGAAACGCCACAAAGAAAAACAGGUGAAGACGACACGUCGGCUGUGUGCAGGAAUCCCCUCUGUUCAGCUGAAACUGACUUUAAAUGAACCUGUUACAGAAAAAUUUUAACAUCGCCAUUGUUCAGUUUGUUAUUUUUGUCAGCACCUCCGUGCUUUUCGCUCCUAACAGCUGAAAUGGAGAUAGAUGGUGGUGUGGUUUUGGCCACCGAGAGAUAUGGUAAUGCAGAGUCCUGGAAGUAUUUAGCAAAGGAUGGAUUGAUGGAGAGGAGAAGAGAAGGCGGUCAAGGUGAAUCUAGAGGAAACUCUAUUGUUGGCGUUUUCAAAAGCGUGUUUCUGCCUCAGGGCUAUCCAGAGAGUGUCAGCGAUGACUAUCUGCAGUACCAGUUCUGGGAUACUGUGCAGGCUUUCUCCAGCUCUCUGUCAGGGACUCUGGCCACACAGGCCUCUCUCAGAGGAGUCGGUGUGGGAAACCAAGAGGCAACAGUAGCUGCAGGGACCAACCUGAGGAACCAAUACCAGUUGCAGUGGACAACUGGGUCUAUCAAGAAGUGCAUAAACGUCACUGGUCAGAACCACGUUGGAAAGGACCCUACAGGGUAG
Monopterus albus (swamp eel) is the source of this 650-nucleotide messenger RNA. Its product is annotated as RUS1 family protein C16orf58 homolog. Bases 225 to 650 code for a protein of 141 amino acids. Lineage: Eukaryota; Metazoa; Chordata; Actinopteri; Synbranchiformes; Synbranchidae. The transcript has 4 exons. The record is from RefSeq and is a predicted model, not a curated record.